AAAGUUUCCGUGAAGGCUAGCAGUCUUAGUGAACUUGAUUCCAUGACCCAAACCAUUGCUUUGCUAAGUGAUGCCUAUGGUGCAGAAGGAGAACUUGGCAUUGUCGUAUCUGAGAAGUUUAUGGAACAUGAUGCUUAUUCUAUGUUUGAUGCCUUGAUGAGUGGGGCUGGUGGAGCUGUUGCCAUGGCCGAUUUUUUCUCUACUCCUUUUGGGACUUCCCAUAACGUGUUCCCUCCUGUAAUUGAAGCUUCUUCCGCACUCUAUCAUUUGCUUUCCGUUGUUGAUUUGCCUCUUCAUAAUCAUCUUGUUGAGCUAGGCAUUGAGCCCCAGUAUUUUGCCCUUCGCUGGCUAAGGCUCCUAUUUGGUCGUGAAUUUUCACUUGAAGUUCUUUUGGUGAUCUGGGAUGAAAUUUUCUCUCGUGAAAAUAACAUUUUUAAGAAACCAGCUGAUAAUGAUGCUGAGUCCAACUUUGGAGUUCUCGAUUCACCUAGGGGUGCAUUCAUUUCCGCUAUGGCAGUUUCAAUGAUACUUUAUUUGCGGUCUUCUUUGCUUGCAUCAGAGAAUGCUACCACCUGUCUUCAGAGAUUGUUGAAUUUUCCAGACGAUGUAAAUCUUGUUAAGCUGACAGAAAAGGCAAAAUCUUUGCAGAUUCUGGCAGUAGAUGAAAAUAACUCAACCUCCCUGCCGUAUCAUCAGUGGUUGCAUGAAGGGAGUAAAUUAGGGAUUACUAGGGCUCAUAGCCUUUCCUUAGAUUCAACUUCUCCUAGAACUCCACUGAAUAUAGUACCCGAGAGCUACUGGGAAGAGAAGUGGAGAGUUUUUCACAAGGAAGAAGAUAACAAGCAACAUGAUGUCGAAAAACAAGUUCCAAACCACAGAAAGGGUUGGUCAGAGAAAGUAAGAUUGCGCCUGUCUAGAACUGAAUCUGACCCAUCACCAUCUAAGGUUGACAGAAAAAAAGCCCCCAAGCCAUCUGUUAGGAGAAAUUUGUUGGAAGAUCUCGUACGGCAGCUUGGAUUGGAUGAAGAUGCAGAUAUAAUACAGUGCAAUGAAGAUAUCAAUUAUGAUCCA
This is a messenger RNA of Olea europaea var. sylvestris, 1071 nucleotides long. Its product is annotated as TBC1 domain family member 5 homolog A-like. Gene Ontology annotation, biological process: activation of GTPase activity. NCBI's taxonomy places the organism in Eukaryota, Viridiplantae, Streptophyta, Magnoliopsida, Lamiales, Oleaceae. The annotation marks the transcript as partial. The transcript has a single exon. Gene Ontology annotation, molecular function: GTPase activator activity. The record is from RefSeq and is a predicted model, not a curated record.